Molecule: messenger RNA, 1513 nt
Organism: Sinocyclocheilus anshuiensis
Lineage: Eukaryota; Metazoa; Chordata; Actinopteri; Cypriniformes; Cyprinidae
Product: cathepsin Z
Exons: 6
Coding region: 16-921 (301 amino acids)
Biological process (GO): proteolysis
Molecular function (GO): cysteine-type peptidase activity
Source: RefSeq, a predicted model, not a curated record
AUGUAAACAUUCAUCAUGUCGUCUGCUGUGUUUUGGUUUUUAUUUCUGCUCAAUCUGUUUUUGUACACAAGAGGAUUUACUGAAGUCCAGCAACUAUCAGAUUCAUGCUACAAACCAAUGAAGGACCACAGACCAUCAUUCAUUAAGACAUACCCCCGGCCUCAUGAAUAUGUAAACAUCUCUGAUCUCCCCGCCUCCUGGGACUGGCGCAACAUUGAUGGCAAAAACUAUGCGAGCGUCACACGCAACCAACACAUCCCACAGUACUGCGGCUCCUGCUGGGCCAUGGGCGCCACCAGCGCACUCGCAGAUCGCAUUAACAUCAAGAGGAAAGGGGCGUGGCCUUCUACUUACCUGUCAGUGCAGAACGUGAUUGACUGUGGCGGGGCAGGCUCAUGCUACGGUGGAGAUCACAUGGGUGUAUAUGCUUAUGCACAUGAGCACGGCAUUCCUGACGAGACCUGCAAUAAUUAUCAGGCCCGAAAUCAAAAAUGUGACUCAUUUAAUCAGUGUGGCACAUGCUCGUUCUUCGGUUCCUGCUCUAUAAUUAAAAACUACACCGUGUGGAACGUUGGAGACUAUGGAGACGUCUCAGGACGAGAUCGCAUGAAGGCUGAGAUCUACAAAAAUGGGCCAAUCAGCUGUGCAAUAAUGGCCACUAAAGGCCUGGAGGCGUAUGAUGGAGGGGUUUUUGCUGAAUUUCACAUUCUGUCUAUGCCGAAUCACAUCAUCUCAGUGGCAGGCUGGGGCGUCACAGAGGAUGGGACCGAAUUCUGGAUCGUCAGAAACUCCUGGGGCGAGUUCUGGGGAGAGUCAGGCUGGGCCAGGAUUGUCACCAGUGCCUAUAAGGGAGGUAAAGGAAACUGGUACAAUCUCGCCAUCGAGCACUACUGUGCAUACGGAGACCCGAUCGUUACAUAGAUCAGGAGGAGCCAGUUCCUCACAUAGAAUUAGAAUUGACUCCGUCUUGGAAUUGACUUGGGAUCAGACCUUACAGAGCACAGAGAGACUGUUUAUAACUGCUAAGAAAUCGAAUCUAAUUGUUCUGGGUGUAAAUAAUUGUUGUCAUAUCAAAUAUGGGAGAUGUCACAUUACAAUCUUUGUAGCAGAGUGAGAAUGGAAAUGAGUGACGGUACACAAUUAAGUGAUACUUGAUUAUUUUAUUAAAAAUCGUCAUGUAAAAUUUGCCAAACACUUAGGAGUUUUAACAAAGCAAGGAUGGUAACUUUAAUUUAACGUUGAAAUAUUGCACACAUCAUAAAUCAGAAGUCCCCCUAUAAUUGCACUUUACUAUUUGUUUUUGUUCUAAACAGAACAUUAGAACAAAAUGAAACCUCCAUUCUAAAAACAAUUCUGUACUUUUAGCAGUGUAGCAAUUGAAUAGUUUUUUUUUGUUAAUUUUAGUCAUUGAGUGAAUCUCUCUAACCUGCUAAAAAGGUGUCAUUUUUCUCUUAAAGGAAUAUUUUACUCAAAAAUGAAAAUUCAGUCAUCAUUUACUAACCCUCAUUUACUU